GGCACAAUGAAAGUAGCGAUAUUGAUAGCUGCAACGGUCUUAAUUGUCUAUGCGGAACAAGAUCCAUUCAAAUGUGAUAAAGAUGGAAAAUGCGCACCAGGACUGCGAUGCGAAGACGGCGACUGUGUUUUGCGAACCGAUUGUCCAGUGCUGUCGAUGCCGCGACUGAAGGCUGGUUGCAAGAUGGAGUUGAUCGUCGACGAGAGAGACUGUCCCAUGCCGAAAAUCGUGUGCAACAAGAAAAAUUCGCAAUGCGGAUCAGUCUUCUGCGAACCCGGCUAUGAAUGUGAUGAUGAGACUUUGAAGUGCGUUCCGAGAGUGGACUGUCCUAGCAUAGCCCUUCCAGAAGUGGAGGGCUGUACGGACAAAAUGAUUCUGGACGAAUUUGACUGUCUUGUUCCAGUAAGAACUUGCAAACAGGAAAAGCCAUUGCGACAAAGAAGGGAUACCGCUUCGACAAAAUCAAUGGUGAAAUGCCCAAAGAAUGCUGAAUGGCGAGAAUGCACCAACAUUUGUCCGGAUAAAUCCUGCGACAAUUACUUACACGUAUCCACUUGCUUUUCUUUGCGUUGUGGCAUGCCUGGAUGCAUGUGCAAAGAAGGUCAUGUCUAUCUGACAAGUGCUAACAAAGAUGCCGGUUGUGUGCCAAGAGAGACCUGCGUAAAAUUGGAUGCACUGAAGAAGAACGUUAUUGCAAACAAGCCAAGGGAUAGAGGAGUCCAGGAAACCAAGAACUAAUCUUCAUGUGGUGUACGUGUACAUAGGUUCAAAACAUAUGCUCAGUUGACGUGUAUAAUAAAGUUUUGCAUGAUUUUCUCGAC
Molecule: messenger RNA, 821 nt
Organism: Cylicocyclus nassatus
Lineage: Eukaryota; Metazoa; Nematoda; Chromadorea; Rhabditida; Strongylidae
Source: the annotation of a GenBank genome assembly